AUGCAAUUGGACACAACGGAACGACGAAUAAUGGAAUCCCGUGGAUCCAGACACACACUCAUGAUCCGAAAAGUACAUCGCACCGACUUCGGAAAUUACACUUGCGUUGCAGAUAAUCAACUGGGAAAAACAAGAAAGAGCGUCCAAUUAACCGGAAAACCGAAUCCCGUUAAAUUCAGCAGCUCUCGCAUGGGCAGCUGGAAGGACAGUUACAACAUAAGCUGGGCAGUGGAAUCAUUGAGUCCCAUUGAGGAAUACAAAUUGCUUUUUAGAAGAAUACCGGAAACAGGAACUGGAGAAGAUGCAGCAGGGCACAGUGUUUCCUAUGGAUUUGUUCGACGAACAGACUGGAGAGAUGUUAUCUUGCCGGCUACGCAGACUCAAUCCACCGGGGUACAGUCCAUGAGCUACGUGAUACGGGGCCUCGAAGCCAACCAGAACUACGAAGCUAAAGUGCAGGCCCGCAACAAAUUCGGAUGGAGCCCCGUAUCUGAGGCGUUCACGUUCCAAACCACUGAUACAGGUUAG
Messenger RNA from Brassicogethes aeneus, 528 nucleotides. Lineage: Eukaryota; Metazoa; Arthropoda; Insecta; Coleoptera; Nitidulidae. The record is from the annotation of a GenBank genome assembly.